AUGUUUCCUUUAAGAACAUUUCUUAACAACAUCAGAUCAGUCUUGUUUGUGUGUCCAGCGGGUUCAGAGGACCUUGGUAACCACACCUGUCAACCUUGCCCGAGAGGAUCGUACCGCGCCAACUCGUUACAAGACCGAUUCCUCAGGUGCACUGCAUGUAACACCAGCUUCACCACCGUCACCACCGGCUCUACAUCAUCUAGCGACUGUAACAUCAGUUACAUGCGUAACUCCAGCACUAACCAGUGUGUACAGUGUGACUAUAGCUUCUAUCAGCCUAGCCGGUGGCAGGACAUGUGUUUCCCCUGUAACACCAGCUACACCACCAACAACACCGGCAGCACCAACCCCAGUGACUGCAAAUCUGCCUGUUCCCCUGGUUACAUGCGUAUCGCCAUCACUAACCAGUGUGUGCUGUGUCCUUACGGCUACUACCAGCCUCUCAAGUGGCAAGACGAGUGUAUCUCAUGUAACACCAGCUACACCACCAACAACACCGGCAGCACCAGCACCAGCGACUGUAUAUUUGUGUGUCCAGCGGGGUCAGAGGACCUUGGUAACCACACCUGUCAACCUUGCCCCAGAGGAUCGUACCGCGCCAACUCGUUACAAGACCGAUUCCUCAGGUGCACCGCAUGUAACACCAGCUUCACCACCGUCACUACCGGCUCUACAUCAUCUAGCGACUGUAACAUCACUGCCUGUUCUCCAGGUUACAUGCGUAACUCCAGCACUAACCAGUGUGUACAGUGUGACUAUAGCUUCUAUCAGCCUAGCCGGUGGCAGGACAUGUGUUUCCCCUGUAACACCAGCUACACCACCAACAACACCGGCAGCACCAACCCCAGUGACUGCAAAUCUGCCUGUUCCCCUGGUUACAUGCGUAUCGCCAUCACUAACCAGUGUGUGCUGUGUCCUUACGGCUACUACCAGCCUCUCAAGUGGCAAGACGAGUGUAUCUCAUGUAACACCAGCUACACCACCAACAACACCGGCAGCACCAGCUCCAGCGACUGUAUAUUUGUGUGUCCAGCGGGGUCAGAGGACCUUGGUAACCACACCUGUCAACCUUGCCCCAGAGGAUCGUACCGCGCCAACUCGUUACAAGACCGAUUUCUCAGGUGCACCGCAUGUAACACCAGCUUCACCACCGUCACCACCGGCUCUGCAUCUUCUAACGACUGUAACAUCAGUUACAUGCGUAACUCCAGCACUAACCAGUGUGUACAGUGUGACUAUAGCUUCUAUCAGCCUAGCCGGUGGCAGGACAUGUGUUUCCCCUGUAACACCAGCUACACCACCAACAACACCGGCAGCACCAACCCCAGUGACUGCAAAUUCCUGUGUCCACCCGGUAAUGAGGAUCUGGGUAAUCAGAUAUGUCAGCCAUGCCAGCAAGGAUAUUUCCGAUCAAACUCCCUCGCUGAUCGUUUCCGAAGGUGUACUGCGUGCAAUGCCACCUUCACUACUGCAGGCAUCGGUUCCACAUCGAGCGACAACUGUAACAUCACUGCCUGCUCUCCAGGUUACAUGCGUAACUCCAGCACUAACCAGUGUGUACAGUGUGCAGUAGGAUAUUACCAGCCUCUCAAGUGGCAGGACAUGUGUCUCCAGUGCAACGCCAACUACACCACCGCCAACACUGCCAGCACUAGCGCCAGUGACUGCAGAUUCUAUUGCCAGCCCGGGUACGAGGUCCAAACUCCCGGGGUGGCGACGUGUUCCCCGUGUUCCAGAGGAAAAUACAAGACCAACAACGGUGACGACAAGUUCCGGGCCUGUCAGACCUGCAGCAGCGGAAUGACCACAGAUGGCACUGCGGCUUGGUCUGCCAGCUUCUGCAACAUUGCGUUGUGCAAGGCCGGCCAGGUGAUCAUGAACGGCUCGUGUGUGCCAUGUCCAGCAAAUUUUUACCAGAAUGAAUCACAGUCCCCUUCUCCUACACCAAGUGUACCGCUUGUCCAUCUGAUAGGAAUGCAGAUUUUUGUAAAGUUCUUGUCAGAAGGUUAUCCUCUGUUAAGACUUAUAGAACGAUACCAGAGUAUAUCAACUGAUAACAGUAGCGAUAAUGGUAGCGCUGUCUCAGCAAAAUCUCAUCUGCAUGAUGUUGUUCACACUCAUCAUGGUGCCUGUACUCAAGAUGUCUGUCUGUCAGCAAUGUGUGGGCCUGGACAACAGUACAACUCCACAGUCAGCCAGUGUGUGGCCUGUCCGCAAGGCACUUGGAACUCCGGCAACGCCUCCCAGCAGUUUGACCCCUGUGCCCCUUGUCCUGCCACCUACGUCACUGUUGGGGAAGGAGCCACCAGUGCAGAUAACUGCACCCUGAGUGAGUUCUGCUGGUUGAACACAAAUACCACAAAGCCCGUCAUACAGCAAGUGUGA
Pomacea canaliculata is the source of this 2385-nucleotide messenger RNA. Its product is annotated as proprotein convertase subtilisin/kexin type 5-like. The record is from RefSeq and is a predicted model, not a curated record. Gene Ontology annotation, cellular component: cell surface. The transcript has 14 exons. Gene Ontology annotation, biological process: signal transduction. NCBI's taxonomy places the organism in Eukaryota, Metazoa, Mollusca, Gastropoda, Architaenioglossa, Ampullariidae. The coding region runs from base 1 to 2385 and encodes 794 amino acids.